Molecule: messenger RNA, 1215 nt
Organism: Cucurbitaria berberidis CBS 394.84
Lineage: Eukaryota; Fungi; Ascomycota; Dothideomycetes; Pleosporales; Cucurbitariaceae
Product: cyclin-dependent protein kinase-like protein Ssn3
Exons: 2
Coding region: 1-1215 (404 amino acids)
Biological process (GO): protein phosphorylation
Cellular component (GO): nucleus; mediator complex
Molecular function (GO): RNA polymerase II CTD heptapeptide repeat kinase activity; cyclin-dependent protein serine/threonine kinase activity; ATP binding
Source: RefSeq, a predicted model, not a curated record
AUGUUCACCGGCUACAACUCGAAGAAACGUGUCAACGAGCGCUACAAGAUUGUUGGCUUCAUCAGCAGCGGUACCUAUGGCCGUGUCUACAAGGCAGAAGGCAAAAAUGGCUUCACCGGAGAGUUUGCAAUCAAGAAAUUCAAGCCAGACAAGGAGGGUGAAUUACAGUACUCGGGCAUCUCACAAUCGGCUAUCCGCGAGAUGGCUCUCUGCACGGAGCUCGCACACCCAAAUGUCGUGCAUACGGUAGAAAUCAUCCUAGAGGACAAAUGCAUCUACAUCGUGUUCGAAUAUGCUGAGCAUGACCUGCUUCAGAUCAUUCACCAUCACAAUCAGCCGCAGCGACAGGCAAUACCUGCGCGGACAAUCAAGUCCAUUCUCUACCAGCUUCUGCAAGGACUCGUCUACCUCCACAGGAACUGGGUCAUGCACCGUGACUUGAAGCCAGCCAACAUUAUGGUCACCAGCGCGGGAAAAGUGAAGAUUGGCGAUUUGGGUCUCGCUCGACUAUUUUACAAGCCACUUCAGUCAUUAUUUUCUGGAGACAAGGUUGUGGUGACCAUCUGGUAUCGAGCGCCUGAACUCCUGUUGGGCAGUCGCCAUUACACACCAGCGGUCGAUCUGUGGGCCGUUGGAUGCAUCUUCGCCGAGCUGCUAUCGCUACGGCCUAUCUUUAAGGGAGAAGAAGCAAAGAUGGACAGCAAGAAGACGGUGCCGUUUCAACGCAACCAGAUGCAGAAGAUCGUCGAGAUCAUGGGCAUGCCAAGCAAGGAUCGUUGGCAGCUGCUGACCGCCAUGCCAGAGUACCCUCAGCUGACGUCGCUCAUUGCAGGAAAUGCUGCAAGAUUUCCGCGUCCACAAGGCGGGGAUGGACUGGAGCGGUGGUAUCACCAGACACUCAACAAUAACCAGUAUCCCAUUGGCAACGGGCCAGAUACCCCCGGCCCUGAGGGACUCUCUUUGCUCAAGCAGCUGCUCGAGUACGAUCCGCAGAAGCGACUUACGGCAGAAAAGGCGCUCCUGCAUCCCUACUUUACCAUUCACGGCAAGCCAUCGGAGAAUUGCUUUGAGGAUUCAAAGAUCAAAUACCCCGUGCGAAGAGUCAGCCAGGAGGACAAUGACAUUCGCACGUCUAGUCUGCCAGGCACCAAGAGGAGUGGGCUGCCAGACGACUCGAUUAUUGGACGGCCUGCGAAGCGUUUGAAGGAGGGGUGA